Selaginella moellendorffii is the source of this 1511-nucleotide messenger RNA. Its product is annotated as ethylene-responsive transcription factor ABI4-like. The transcript is spliced from 2 exons. Gene Ontology annotation, molecular function: DNA-binding transcription factor activity; DNA binding. Bases 112 to 1332 code for a protein of 406 amino acids. NCBI's taxonomy places the organism in Eukaryota, Viridiplantae, Streptophyta, Lycopodiopsida, Selaginellales, Selaginellaceae. Gene Ontology annotation, biological process: ethylene-activated signaling pathway; regulation of DNA-templated transcription. The record is from RefSeq and is a predicted model, not a curated record.
AUAAGAACCAGUGGGGGAGGCUUCGAAGGAGUGAGAAGAAACACCAAUCCCCAAAGAACAGGGUCAAGACAAAGAAGAACCACUCCACUCCAGGAAAUUUCCCCUCGAUCCAUGAUCUUCUCUCCGGCGCGCUACAAUUCGUGCUGCCUGGGAUCGAUGGAGGACAAGGAAUGGAGCUCGCAGAGCAGUGGAUUCGAUGCGUUCUUCGAUGAGGAGCUAAUGCAGGGGAUGUUCUACGAUGUGGCUGGAACAGAGCAGGCGAUCAUGGUGGAUGCGCUCGCCCACGCCGGGCAUGAUCAACAAGAGCAGCAGCAAAAUCACGAGCCUAGUGUCCUUCCCGCGCUCGCUCAGGAGGAUUUGAGCUGGGCCGCGCAGUCCAAUUGGCGAUCCAAGCGGGCCAAGAGCCACGAUUCCUCUUCCAGCUCCGACUCGGAUCAAACCAACAAGGCGCCCAUCUCUGAGACGAGCUCUGCUAGAGCGCUCAAACCCAAGAAGCCCAGCGAUGGAUCCACCAGGCGCCAUCGCCGGACCAAGUUUCGUGGGGUGAGGCAGCGUCCCUGGGGGAAAUGGGCUGCCGAGAUUCGCGAUCCAGUGAAGCAGGCCAGAGUGUGGCUGGGGACCUACGACAGCGCCGAGGACGCCGCGCGAGCCUACGACGAGGCCGCCAUUCGAUUCCGGGGCAUUCGCGCCAAGCUCAACUUCCCGGACGAUCCCAGGAACGCCUACGAGAUGUUUCCCUACCAGCCCAAGCGAUCGGACGCUGCGAUCGCGCAGGCAUCCAGCGGCAGCGCUAGCGCUUCCAUGCUACCGCCCCAAACAGAGCAUAAGCAGCUAAUGUCAAAAAUGCCCACACAGGGGAUUUGCAUCGCGCCCACGGAUUCCACCAAGGUUUCGGCCCAGCAGCAGCAAUUCCCACUCUCGAUCGACGCCGCGCGGUGCAUCAACAAGCUCUCGGAUCUUCUCUUCAGCGACUUGAGCUCGCCAGUGGCCAUGGUGGCCCCAGAAGCGCAUCAAAUCAAUCAGCCACUCCCGGAGAGGAGGAGCUUCCCAUCUCCCCCGCCGCUGGUGGUCAAUCGCGCGUCAAUGCCAUCGUCCUCGUCGUUUUGGGUCGAUCAACUGCUGGAAUCUCCGCAAGUGGCGUCGUCGUCGUCCUUGUCGAUCAUGGAGGCAUCAGUUGUAUCAUCAUCCACAGCACUGGAGCAACUCAUCUCGCAGCCAAUGUGGAGCCCAACUGCGAUGGUGGCGCCCAUCUUCACGCCGCAAAUCGCCGAGGCCUCCUCCAAUUCCCCCACGGCCACGCUCUGGCCUUCUUUCACCUUUUCUUCCUGUUGACAAUCAAAACCACGAGACCAUUGAGUCCAUUGUUCCCAGGAGUGAUCUUGAGCUAUAGUCACUUUAAACCAUGGUUUCUUGCUCCAUCUCGACAGCCUGCUCGGCACACUUUGCUAUGGAGCACGCCAGCUUUUCCGGCGAUGGUACGUGAGAGGCCGCGGUAGCCGCGGCAGUAGGCC